Messenger RNA from Cicer arietinum (chickpea), 325 nucleotides. Its product is annotated as golgin candidate 5-like. The record is from RefSeq and is a predicted model, not a curated record. NCBI's taxonomy places the organism in Eukaryota, Viridiplantae, Streptophyta, Magnoliopsida, Fabales, Fabaceae.
AUGCUUCACAGAGACAUUGACAAUCUUCAAAAACAUUACCAGGAAAGUGAAAGACGGUGUGAAGAACUGAUUACACAAGUUGUAGAAUCCACAAGGCCUCUUUUAAGGCAAAUUGAAGCCAUGCAGGAAGCAAAUGCCAUAAGAGCUGAAGCUUGGGCUGUAGUUGAAAGAUCUCUCAAUUCUCGACUUCAGGAAGUCGAGGCUAAAACUCCCACUUCCAAGGAAAGAGAGCGAUAUGUGAAUGACCGCUUAUCUCAUACCUUGUCUCGAAUUAAUGUUGUUGAGGCCCAGGUUCUACAAUUUCUUGAAUGAAGUCAUGUCUUAU